AUGUCAGCACUCAUUCUUAUGGGCUUAAUGCCCAGGGAGGGCGAGCAUUCGCUAGCGGCGCGAUUGACCAGCUCCGUGGAACUUGAUAUCGACCCUCUCCCAUUGGUUCAACGACGAGGCCUGAUAGCAAUUUCGAUCAUGGCUCUCCUGUCACUCCUUGCAACCGCAAGUCUCCUCGGCUUUAUCACAUAUCGGCUUGUGUUCUGGCGCGGCAGCUAUUCACGAUACAUCGGUUACAACCAGUACAUUAUCCUGAUUUACAACCUGGUUCUAGCCGAUUUCCAACAAUCACUUGCAUUCAUUAUCUGUCUGCGAUGGAUCUUUACCGACAAGAUCAAGUCCGGUACCGCUGGUUGCUUCCUCCAAGGACUUUGGCUGCAGAUUGGAGACCCUGGCAGUGGUCUGUUUGUGCUUGCUAUCGCCUUUCAUACAUUCCUUUUGGUCGUCUGGGGACGUAAAAUGUCCUACAAAUUCUUCGUCUGCUUCGUCGUCGGCGUGUGGGCCUUCGUCGCUCUAAUGGUUAUCAUUCCUUUGGCAAUGCACGGCGGAGAUGUCUUCGUGCCCUCCGGUGCCUGGUGCUGGAUUAGCGAGGAAUACGAAACCACCCGUCUAUGGACUCACUACAUCUGGAUUUUCUUGGCAGAGUUCGGCACGGUCGCCCUUUACGCUGUCAUGUACUUCCAACUGCGCCGACAAAUCAAGGCAUCAGCAAUUCUCGGAAACAGCCAACUGGAGAGUCUGAAGCGUCUACGCCGCGUCGUCGGAUACAUGACCAUCUACCCCAUUGUGUAUAUUAUUCUUUCCCUGCCUCUCGCCGCCGGACGUAUGGCCACAGCAAACGGAGAUCCCCCAAGCAUGACAUUCUUCUGUUGUGCCGGUGCGAUCAUCACCAGUUCCGGUCUGGUUGAUGUUAUUCUGUACACGCUUACCCGUCGCAACUUGAUCAUCGACUCCGAGCCCAGCCACGACCGCUCCUACAACAAAUUCGCCAGCAGCAAGGGCAAGCGCGGUGAUACGCACCUGACAACCAUUACUGCCGAUCCCAAGCGCAAGAUGGGUGGUGGUACUUUCAACGACGAUCUCGACGGCUCAACAGACAACAUCGUCUCGCCUAGCCCUCACCCCGUUCACGCCCAUGAAAUGGCCCCCAUCGGAAAGGUGUACCAAGAGACAACGAUUGAAAUUACCCACGAACCUGCUUUCCCUGAAGAAGGCGCCAGCGAGCGCUCAAGUAAGGACGAUUUCCCUUCCGAAAUGCCUUCUCACCGCGGAUGGCGGAGAUGA
This is a messenger RNA of Penicillium soppii, 1284 nucleotides long. It is a transcript of the gene gprC, whose product is annotated as protein gprC. The record is from RefSeq and is a predicted model, not a curated record. The transcript has a single exon. Bases 1 to 1284 code for a protein of 427 amino acids. NCBI's taxonomy places the organism in Eukaryota, Fungi, Ascomycota, Eurotiomycetes, Eurotiales, Aspergillaceae. Gene Ontology annotation, molecular function: G protein-coupled receptor activity. Gene Ontology annotation, biological process: adenylate cyclase-activating G protein-coupled receptor signaling pathway. Gene Ontology annotation, cellular component: plasma membrane.